CGGAAGCGAAUGGCGGAAACCUAGAUCCACCUUACGCUUUCCGCUUCCAGUUUUUUAGAAUUUGUCCCGUAUUAAUUAUUAUAUUGAAAGGUUUGACUUGCCGAGGAGUAAGCAGAUGUUUUUACUAACAGCUUUAAAGCUUUAAAGGAACAAUGAGGUCGCAUCGAGCUGCCCGGCAGGUUAUGAUCCAGGGCUGAAUGGACGGAUGGGCAGCCGAGUGAUUCAGCUGAAGAGAGUCCUCUGCCAAAUUYACCACCGAUCAAACCCUCCUUUAGUGACGCCUCAUUUCCAGACAUAUGGCCCUGCUGCUCAGCUAGCCGAGAGAAGCAGCGAUCAUGUUCCUGAAAACAUCCUUCACCUCGCUGAUCGUGGGGGUGUUUGUGGUGUACGUGCUGCACACCUGCUGGGUGAUGUAUGGGAUCGUCUACACCAAACCCUGCGACAGCCCCAGAGGAGACAAGUGCAUCACGCCUUUCCUGGCUGCAACCCCGAAACUACAGUUGAGUAUCUACACUUCGCUACAAGCAAACGCAGAAGGAGGGCACACUUUGAUUCAUAAAGAGGAGAGCUUUGAUGUCAACAACAAGUUUGAGAGGGUAGUCAACGUCUCCCUUCCCAAGAAAACACGCAACAAUGGAACUUUGUACGCACUAAUAUUUGUCCACCAGGCUGGUUUCAGCCCGUGGCAGGACCCACGACAGGUCCACUCAGUGGUCCAGCUCACCACCUACAUGGUCCCAAAACCUCCUGAAAUCUCUCUUAUUUCUGGAGAAGAUCAAACCCAGGGUCAGAAACAGGAAGAACAGAAGAAGAAGCAGGGUGACGGUAAGCCUGCGGUGGGAACCGGGGUUAAAGGCGGAGCCUCUUCACCGGACCACCCGGUCUCCCACUGGCGCUCGCGUCUGACGCUCAACGUCGUCGGUGACCACUUCCUGUUUGACAGAGAUUACCUCCCAAGUGACGUUCACAGAUACCUCCGAGUGUUCCAGAAUGGGAAAAAGAUGGUGUAUCUACCUCUGCUGUUUGUCGAUGAGCUCAGCAACAGAGUCAAAGACCUGGUGGAGAUCAACAGCACCUCCACCGAGCUGCCUCUGACCAUCUCCUACGACUCCAUCUCUCUGGGGAGACUUCGGUUCUGGAUCCACAUGCAGGACGCUGUUUUUUCUCUGCAGCAGUUCGGUUUCACAGAAAAGGAUGCUGAUGAGAUUAAAGGGAUCUUUGUGGACACCAACCUGUAUUUUCUGGCUCUGACCUUCUUUGUUGCUGCUUUCCAUCUCCUCUUUGACUUCCUGGCUUUCAAAAACGACAUCAGCUUCUGGAAGCAGAAGAAGAGCAUGGUGGGAAUGUCCAGUAAAGCAGUGCUGUGGAGAUGUUUCAGCACCAUAGUGAUCUUCCUCUAUUUGUUCGACGAGCAGACAAGCCUGCUUGUGCUCAUACCAGCUGGGAUCGGCUCUAUUAUUGAAGUGUGGAAAGUGAAGAAGGCCUUUAAAAUCCAGGUUUUCUGGAAGGGAGGCAAACCUACAUUCCUGUUUGGAAAACUUGAUGAGUCAGAAAGAAGAACAGAAGAAUAUGAUACUCUGGCCAUGAAGUAUCUGUCAUAYCUCCUGUACCCUCUGUGUAUCGGAGGAGCAGUUUACGCUCUCAUUUUCCUACGAUAUAAAAGCUGGUACUCAUGGUUGAUCAACAGCUUGGUGAACGGAGUGUAUGCGUUUGGUUUCCUCUUCAUGCUCCCGCAACUGUUUGUCAACUAUAAGCUGAAGUCUGUGGCUCACCUGCCCUGGAAGGCCUUCAUGUAUAAGGCAUUCAACACUUUCAUCGAUGAUGUCUUUGCCUUCAUCAUAACCAUGCCGACAUCCCACAGACUGGCCUGCUUCAGAGACGAUGUGGUUUUUCUCAUUUACCUUUACCAGAGAUGGCUCUACCCAGUGGACAGAACUCGAGUCAAUGAAUACGGCAUCUCAUACGAUGAAAAACCAAAAGGGAAGCCUCACAAGGAAUAGAAAAAAAAAGAUUCAUCACUGACUUUUGUUCCUGCUCUUCUCCACUGAGAUGCUGCUGACAUCUAGUGGCAACGCAGGAAGGUUGUAAUCAACUGAAUAUUGUUGCACAUCUUUCUCCUCCAACAGCGGCUGCUACAAACGUAAAAAACUGCAAAAAGGAAGGCCCUCUGUUUCUGCCGGUGUUUGGUUUGUCUAAUCGUGGCAGAGCAGCAAGGUGGACUAAAGGAUCUACACAGUCAGUACAUAGAAAAUAUUAUAUUUGAGUUCUACUCUGAUUAAAACAGCUACGGACAUUGAUUUUUGCUUCCUGCAAGGCCACAGUGAUAAACGAUACACUGCAGCUUUUGCUAACAUUACCUGAGCUGAGUCCAGUGGGUUCAGGAUAAAAAGGGUUUUUAAAGAAGAUAAUGAGGUUAAAAGUUUCUGCUGGUUUGGCCUUUGUGCAGCGAGGAGGUUKUUUUUAUGUGUUGCAGUGCAUCAUGGGACAUGAUCUGUAAAGCUAAACUGUGGUCCUGUCAGAGCUCAUGCAACAACGUGAACUGACAGGAAGUCAUUUAUUCAUUUGAACACAGUUUGUGUUACAGUUUCCGUCUGAUUAAUAAAAAAAAAUUCAGUAAUGUCGUAGAUAAUAAUUGCAAAUUUUUAUCUUGGGACCAAUGCUGGGGAAAAAAAUUCAACGUAAAAUUUAAUAGAAAAAACAAUUUGUAUAUUUAAAAGAUCUGAGAUUGGAACCUCUUUUCAGUAUGAGUAAACUAGCAGGUUGAAGGUUUUUUUUAAAUAUAUUUUUGUUUAAGCUCAUUUGUUGCCAUGCAGAAUAAUUAAAUUAGUUUAACAUUCCACAUUUUUACUUCAGAGUUCCAGUGAUUUUCUAUCCUGUAAGCUUAUUUUUAUUUCACUGUAAACAAACAAGAAGGUCCACUGAGCUAUAYUGUUUUCUACAUUCCUCUGGUUUUGAAGUUUCACAGAUUUGAGUGUUUUUAUUUUUUUAAGGGGGUGAUUUGGUUUGUUUUCUUACACGUCUGCGCCAAGAAAUUAUAUUAGUGCCAAAAGUACGAGUGAUUAUUUUGAACGGUUUGUGAGUUUUUAGUUCUGCAGCUCUGAUUUCAUGUAAUGUUUGAAGUAGAUAACUGACAUUUUGAAAGAAACUGUGAUUGUAAGACGUAAGGAAAGUAUUAAAACCUCUGGAUUUACACAUCA
Molecule: messenger RNA, 3197 nt
Organism: Austrofundulus limnaeus
Lineage: Eukaryota; Metazoa; Chordata; Actinopteri; Cyprinodontiformes; Rivulidae
Gene: clptm1l
Product: CLPTM1 like
Exons: 18
Coding region: 336-2000 (554 amino acids)
Cellular component (GO): membrane; endomembrane system
Source: RefSeq, a predicted model, not a curated record